Messenger RNA from Betta splendens (Siamese fighting fish), 6867 nucleotides. Its product is annotated as ankyrin repeat and BTB/POZ domain-containing protein 3-A. Lineage: Eukaryota; Metazoa; Chordata; Actinopteri; Anabantiformes; Osphronemidae. The transcript has 17 exons. Gene Ontology annotation, molecular function: protein heterodimerization activity. Bases 504 to 3617 code for a protein of 1037 amino acids. The record is from RefSeq and is a predicted model, not a curated record.
UGAAGAUUGGAUGUUCACAAAGGUGGAAUAACGAUAAUAAAACACUGGCUUUAUUAAACCCACAGCAGAGGACGGGUUUUUACGCAGUCCCUCUCUGGACUUUACACGUCAUCAGAUCUCGCCACACUUCCACCAUAUGUCUUCGCCCCUGGCAUCGGGGGCACGCGCUAACCUUUGCUGAAAGGCAGCAGGUAGACUGUCGAUCACCGCCGACGGAGACGCGGAUUGGCUGGCUCCGGGCCGCGGGGCUCCAGGCUCCGCCUCCCCACCCGCCGUCCUCCCCGCGCUGCGCUCCUUGCGGUGAGCGCGCAGGCUUGGUGCGCUCUCCGUUUACGCGCGUGAAGUUGUGGACGAGACGGAGCCGAGGACGUCCAGCCGCUCGCAGAAGCAGAGGCUCGCGUCCGUGCGCUGGGAACACGUCCGCGUCCGCUGCGAAACGGCAGCGGAAGGAGUUUGUGUGGUUUAUCGGGGACCAAGCAUACCCAACAGUAUGCGGUGCAGUUAUGGCAGGCAAGGGUAAGACAGUCGUAAGGACGCUGGAGGAUUUAACGCUUGAUUCUGGUUAUGGUGGAGCCGCGGACUCGGUCAGGUCGUCCAGCGUGUCGCUGUGCUGCUCCGACACGCAUCAGUCCAUCUCGCAUGGGGCCAACUGCUGGCAUCUGACGGAAUCCAUGCACAGCAGACACAACAGUUUGGACACGGUCAACACAGUCCUGGCGGAGGACACGGAGAUCCUGGAGUGCUCGGGCCAGUGCGCCAAGCUGCCCGAGCUGGAGGACGUGCCGUGGAGCCUGGGCGAGGUGGAGGGCGCGCUGCGCAAGGACGACGAGCUGAUGGUGGGCAACCCGCCGCCGGAGGUCCUGGCGAGGCUGUCGGCGCUCGUCGGCCGCGCGCUGGUGCGGGUGGCGCGCGAGGCGCAGCGGCUGAGCCUGCGCUACGCCAAGUGCACCAAGCACGAGAUCCAGAGCGCCGUCAAAGUGGUGCUGUCGUGGACCAUCUCCGUCAACUGCAUCGCGGCGGCGCUCAGCGCGCUGUCCCUCUACAACAUGAGCACCGGGGACAAGUUCAGCCGCGGGAAGUCGGCGCGCUGCGGGCUGGUGUUCUGCGUGGGGAAGUUCUUCAGGUGGAUGGUGGACAGCCGGGUGGCCCUGCGGAUCCACGAGCACGCUGCCAUCUACCUCACCGCCUGCGUGGAGAGCCUGUUCCGGGAGGUGUUCAGCCGCGUCCUGCGCAGCGCGCUCGUGGAGAGGGACAACGGGGUCCCCAAGUUCACGCUGGAGUCAGUGGAGCAAGCCAUCAACGGCGACUCAGAGAUCUGGGGGCUGCUGCAGCCCUACCAGCACCUCAUCUGCGGCAAGAACUCCAGCGGUGUGCUGAGCCUGCCGGAGAGCCUGAACCUGCACCGGGACCAGCAGCGCUCGGGGAGGGGCAGCGGCGACGGAUACACCCAGGCCGAGCUCCGCACGCUGGAGCAGUCGCUGCUGGCGACGCGGGUGGGCAGCAUCGCAGAGCUGAGUGAUCUGGUGUCCCGGGCCAUGCACCACCUGCAGCCCCUGCACAUCAAGAACCCUGGCAACGGGACCCCGGUCCACCAGAAGACCAGCAGCGGCACCACCACGGUGCACUGGGAGCCCGAGGCCCUCUACACCCUCUGCUACUUCAUGCACUGCCCGCAGAUGGAGUGGGAGAACCCCAACGUGGAGCCCUCCAAGGUCACGCUGCAGACGGAGAGGCCGUUCCUGGUCCUGCCGCCGCUGAUGGAGUGGAUCCGGGUGGCGGUGGCUCACACGGAGCAUCGGCGAAGCUUCUCCGUGGACAGCGACGACGUGAGGCAGGCGGCCAGGCUGCUGCUGCCGGGGGUGGACUGUGAACCACGCCAAAUCAAGGCCGAGGACUGCUUCUGCGCCACCAGGAAGCUGGACGCAGCCUCCACGGAGGCCAAGUUCCUGCAGGACCUCGGCUUCAGGAUGCUCAACUGCGGCCGCACCGACCUGGUCAAGCAGGCCGUGAACCUUCUGGGGCCCGACGGCAUCAACAGCAUGAGCGAACAGGGAAUGACCCCCCUCAUGUACGCCUGCGUCCGCGGCGACGAGGCCAUGGUCCAGAUGCUGCUCGACGCCGGCGCCGACAUCAACAGCGAGGUGCCCAGCACAGUAAACAAGCACCCCUCAGUUUAUCCUGAAACGCGCCAGGGGACGCCGCUCACUUUCGGCGUGUUACACGGACACGUCCCUGUCGUGCAGCUGCUGCUGGACAACAGAGCCAACGUGGAGGGCGCCCUGCAGGAUGGGGCCGAGAACUACACGGAGACGCCGCUCCAGCUGGCAGCUGCUGCAGGGAACUUCGAGCUGGUGAGCCUGCUCCUGGAGCGAGGAGCCGACCCCAUGAUCGGGACCAUGUGUCGAAACGGCAUCUCCUCGGCUCCGCUGGGGGACAUGAACUCCUACAGCCUGGCAGCGUCCCACGGCCACAGGAACGUCUUCCGGAAGCUGCUGUCCCACUCGGAGAAGGACAAAGGCGACGUGCUGUCCCUGGAGGAGAUCCUGGCCGAGGGCUCCGAGCCCGGGGAGAAGCGCCUGGCGCCGCAGGCCAACGGCGGCGGGACCCUGCGAACAGGAAAGGCCAAACUGAGGGCCCUGAGAGAGGCCAUGUACCAUAGCGCAGAGCACGGCCAUGUGGACAUCACCAUAGACAUCCGCAGCUUAGGCGUUCCCUGGACGCUGCACACCUGGCUCGAGACCCUGCGCACCUGCUUCGUGCAGCACCGCCGGCCGCUGAUCCAGGGCCUGCUCAAAGACUUCAGCUGCAUCCAGGAGGACGAGUACACGGAGGAGCUGAUCACUCACGGCCUGCCGCUCAUGUUCCAGAUCCUCCGAUCCAGCAAGGUCACCGGGGCUUUCCUUCAUGUGCACAACGAGGUGAUCAGCCAGCAGCUGUCAGUCAUCUUCACCCAGUGCUACGGGCCCUUCCCCAUUCCCAAGCUGACGGAGAUCAAGAAGAAGCAGACCUCGCGCUUAGACCCUCACUUCCUGAACAACAAGGAGAUGUCUGACGUUACGUUCCUGGUGGAGGGGAAACCAUUUUAUGCACAUAAAGUGCUGCUGUUUACAGCAUCAACCAGGUUCAAGUCGCUGCUCCAGAACCGUCCAGCAGCCGAAAACACCUGCAUUGAGAUCAGCCAUGUCAAGUACAACAUUUUCCACCUGGUCAUGCAGUAUCUGUACUGCGGAGGCACCGAGUCCUUGCACAUACGCAACACUGAAGUGAUGGAGCUCCUGUCUGCAGCCAAGUUCUUCCAACUAGAGGCCCUUCAGAGACACUGUGAGAUCAUCUGCUCCAAGAACAUCACCACGGAAACCUGCGUGGACCUCUACAAGCACGCCAAGUUCCUCGGCGCCUCGGAGCUCACGGCCUUCAUCGAGGGCUACUUCCUGAAGAACAUGGUGCUGCUGAUCGAGCUCGACGGCUUCAAGCAGCUCCUGUUUGAGCCUCCCCCGGCGGAGAGCCCUGUUUCCAGCCCCGGCAUCUGCUCUGACAUCUUCCACGACCUGGAGAAGACUCUGGCCACGCGCAUCCACUCCAUCCACCUCUCCACCUCCAAGGGCUCUGUGGUGUGACGCCGCCGGAGCCGGGGCCCACGCUCCCACCCGCAGCAUCCAUGUAACGUCCAGACCGACCCCGUCCACCUGUCCUGGCCCCACUGCUGAGGAGGAGCUCUUUUUAUGUCAGGGAUUCCCUUUAAUUCUGCUGUUGCAGCCGACUGAAGGUUGAUGUAGGCACACGACAAGACGCCUCGUUGUCCUAAUGGCUCCCACCGAUCACACACAUCAAUAAAAACCCUCUUAGAAAAUAGGAAAUGCAGAACUGCCAUGACCCAGUAGUUUCACCGUGAUUAGACAUGUUUCUAUUGUAUUUCAUAGGAUAAAUGCAUGAAAUACAGACUUUUCUCACUAGAGUAGGUUUGAAGCAUCUCUGAUAUGAGGCGUUAGUUCGCAGAGAGCAUCGCUUCGGGACCUUGGUGCCGCUGCAGAACGACGUUUGAUACCUGCCAAAACACCCGUAUAAUCUCAGCAUAGCACCAAUACACGUGUUAGUAGCAACGGCAGCUGCUCCCGUAGAGCUUCUAGUUCUGCCGCUUCAUGUCCGAUGCGUCUCACUGUGUCUAUCUACUGUGUGCAGAGGCCAAACUGACCAACUACAAUCUGCAGUCAAAUCUAUGCUGAAGAGCUCUCGGAACCUGGACGUCCUCUGGGAAACUGACUCCACCAACGCUGUCCACUUCUGCUUGGUUGAAUCUUUUAUUUUUUGCAUGACACUGCCCUGAUAUUGCUUUUUAUGAAGCUCACUUCACAGACCACUUUCGCUAAGUCGGGGGUUUGCUGCUUAUUAACUUUCUAUUUACUGCGUCGGACUGAAGGGAGACGACCUGAAGGUGGAUUUCUACUGACAGGGACCCGGAUAUUUGAAGCUAUGUGUAAAUACGCCCUGAAAGUGGUGGUGCUGGUCGUUGGUUUUGUCUUUUGUACUGAUGUACAGCGUUCUCCUACACUCGCUCGGCUGGUGAUGAAUGUGCUCCUCCACCGUCUGCUCCUGCUGUCCGUCUCUGUUGAUGCAACGCUGCAUGUUUUAAUCUGUUCGUACGACUUCUCGACUCCGCUUUCGGUGUGCUGUCUGUGUAGAGCAGUGGUUCCUGCUGAAUUCCUAGAAGACGUUCCCUCAUCUUGUUUUUAUCCAUUCAGAGCCAUCAGAAUAGAUCAAAGCUAUAUUUAAAGAAUUUUGAUUAGUUUUAGAAACAGAAUCCUGUUGAGGACGAACUGAAAACUCGAUACUAGAACAAGGACGUGAACUUGAACCUGAAGGUUGGAGUAAAACUCUACGAGAGGAGAAACUGCCACAUUCAUUCAACAUGAAAUAACAAAGCUUGAUCUUUAAACUGCACUUUAACGGUUGAUAGAGGUUAAAGUUUAGGCUUUGGUUCGUGCUAAGACACAAUUAGCAUUUUAAAUGUGUGUAAUUUAACAUUUGGGUUCAUUUUAAAUGAUUUGAGGAGAAUAACGACGUCAUUUGAGCGGCUCCUCUGACUGCUGCUUUAACUCGUGUUUUCUGAGGCAAUAACAAAUGAAGCUCAUUUGACUUUUUUAGUUAAAAAAAAAAGAACAAAAGCUUAAUGUCUCUGCUACACGACAUGGGCUGUGGUUUCACAGGUUCAUAUUCAUAUUUUCUUCAUACUAAAGUGUCAAACUGAGGGAUUCACCACAUGGCAGUAGAUGAGCUGGAUCAGCUGGUGCUGUGGUAAUUAGCUCAGGUGUCAAAGGCCUCACUCUAAAUGCAUGCAGCAAAUCAAACCAGGGACUCUCUGGAGGAGUCGUAACCAUCUGAAACUAGCUUUUCUACAAGCUUGAGGGAUUCCUGUUGUUGGAUUGAGCCUCUCAGUUUAGAAGGAAAACACAGCUAGAGUAUAUUUAUGAAUGUAACGAUGCUACAGAAGCCACCAGACAAAAACAGACGCUGGCCUCUUUUCCACCUCUCAAUGCGCACGUCUCUGAAAUGUCCUCACACUCUGUGGCUUUGUCAAACCGGCUCCAGACGAGUCGCAGAACUUCUGGCUUCAACUAUUGUAGCAGAAUUAAAACGUAAUUAAUAACAACGUGAACGGGCCAAAAAAACAUUUCAGGAUCAAACAAUAGACUUUGAAUCUGUAAAUAGUCACAGAACCUGAAGUAGAGAGAUUAUCCUACAACUUUAUUUUCUUACCUACACACAUUGCACUAUAUAUAUAUUUUAUUUUACAUUCCACAACUAUUUUGUUUUACAAAAGUGGAAAAGUCUAUAAAAUCUAUAAAAAGAUGCUUUAAAGUCUGAAAUUGAAGCAAUAUUCAUUAACUUUAAGUGAUACAACAAAUAAUAUGUCACAGGAUUAUAAAUAUAGAUUUACAGACAGUAACAUACUAUUGAUUAAUUAUUUUGCGACAUCCCAUAGUAUUCCACUCAUUUUAAAGCAGUAUUUCUAAUUACUAGACUUACAGUGUGUAGAUUUUAAUGGAGCUGGCUGAGAUAAUUAACGCUUUUGUCUGCUAAAUCGCACACAGGCCCACGUUUUCAUUCAAACCUGUUGUUUAAAUGUGACACGUGAUCUAAUGAUGCAAACUGUUUUGUCUCCGAGAGGCGAAAGGGUUCAUAAUGAUGUCAAGCACUUUUUGUGCCAGUGUUACUGUAGCCUCACGGGAUCAGAAGCCUUAGUAUUUUUAGCAGUAAGCUUAAGUUGAAGUCUUAUUGUGACUCCACAGCAGCUGAAUGACUUUAACAUUAAAAUCUGAGAAUAAGCCCAAAGAUGUGACGCUUUUCUCUGUAUUUAUUAGUGUUAAUGUUAUAACAUCAUUAGACUAACUUGAGCUUGCCCCUGUACUGACGCUUGUGAUGCGGAAUUGGGCCAAAGCCGUGGAGUAAAUGUGGGUUCGCAUGGCUCUUCCUGUUUAAUGUUGUUGAGAAUGUGCUCUGUGCACCAGCUUUGUCUAUCAAGACUCCCCCUGUAAGUUAUCUGAGCAUUUAUUUGCCUGCGUAUUUGUUCCUGGUAAUAAACAACAUUUCUCCUAGACGCUAAGGAAACGUGCAUGGGAUAGUCACUAGAACUCAAAUCCAGAGGGGGGAAAAACUUUGCUUCUUUUUAUUUUCCUUUAAUGAAAACAUGUAUAUUGUAAAAAAAAUAUAUAUAUAUGAGAAAUAACUUAUACAUGGUGUGAGAAGCAGAGAUGUGGUGGAGUAGAACAGCAACAAGGAACAGGACACUCGUGCUGCAGUUUGUCGUUCCAUGACAUGCUUUUGUGGACAUCUAAUAAACGACCACGGUUAAAACCGUUUGUCACCGUU